CCACGGGGAAGCUCGGGUGCCUCGGCCAGAGAGUGGGUCCUCUGAGAAGGACUAUCCUCCGGAACAUUUCUGAGGUAUCCUGUGGAACAGCUCCAGUCUCAGAUACUAAAGUCUUUACGUUCAGUGGAGUCAGGUUCACAGGAGCAAGAGCAAUGGAGGCCAGCGGGAAGUUCAUUGGCAGACAAAGGCAAGUCCUUUUCUUUUUUUUCUUGGGCUUAUCUCGGGCGGGCUUGGAACCUAGGCGCUAUUCCGUGGUGGAGGAAACUGAGGGGAGCUCCUUUGUUACCAAUUUAGCCAAAGACCUGAGUCUGGGUCAGAGAGAACUCGCCAGCAGGGGCGGUAGGGUCAUUUCCAAAGGGAACAAAUUGCAUUUGCAGCUUGAUCAGGAGACUGGGGAUCUGUUUCUAAAUGAGAAACUGGACCGCGAGGAACUGUGCGGUCACACAGAGCCCUGUGUGCUGCGUUUUCAGAUGUUGCUAGAGAAUCCCUUAGAGUUUUUUCAAGCCGAGCUACAAGUAAUAGACAUAAAUGACCAUGCCCCGGUGUUCGUGGACAGAGAUAUAUUGCUAAACAUAUCAGAGAGCAGUCAUCCUGGGACUACUUUUCCACUGAAGAAUGCUCAAGACAUGGACGUAGGUCUAAAUAAUAUUGAAAACUAUAUAAUCAGCCCCAAUUCCUAUUUCCGGGUCCUCACGCGCAAACGCAGCGACGGCAGGAAGUAUCCCGAGCUGGUGCUGGAUAAAGCGCUGGACCGGGAGGAGGAACCUGAGCUCAGGCUGACCCUCACCGCUCAGGAUGGCGGUUCUCCACCGAAGUCUGGCACUGCUCAGGUCUACAUUGAGGUCGUGGACAUCAACGAUAACCCCCCAGAAUUUCAGCAGCCUCUGUACAGGGUACAAGUUCCCGAGGACAGUCUCAUAGGCCUCCUAAUUGUCACAGUCUCUGCAACAGAUGUAGACACAGGAGUCAACGGAGAGAUUUCCUAUUCUCUUUUCCAGGCUUCAGAAGAGAUUAGCAAAACUAUUGAGCUCAACUCCAUUACAGGAGAGAUUCGACUGAAAAACCAACUUGAUUUUGAAACUGUUCAGUCCUAUGAAGUCAAUAUUGAGGCCAGAGAUGCUGGAGGUUUAUCUGGAAAAUGCUCCAUUCUUAUGCAAGUCAUGGAUGUGAAUGACAAUUACCCAGAAAUCACCAUAUCUGCAUUCACCAGACAGAUACCUGAGAACUCGGCCGAGACAGUGGUCGCCGUUUUCACUGUUUCAGAUCUUGAUUAUGAAGAAAAUGGAAAAUUAAGUUGCUCCAUUCAAGGGGAUCUACCCUUUUUCCUGAAAUCUUCCUUGGACAACUUUUACACCCUAGUGACAGAGAGACCGCUGGACAGAGAGAGCCAAGCCGAGUACAACAUCACCAUCACCGUCACCGACCUGGGGACACCCAGGCUGAAGAGCGAGCACACCAUCUCCGUGCAGGUGGCCGACGUCAACGACAACGCCCCGGCCUUCAGCCAAAGCGCCUACACCCUGUGGGUCCGCGAGAACAACGGCCCCGCCCUGCACAUCGGCAGCGUGAGCGCCACCGACCCGGACUCGGGCGCCAACGCGCAGGUCACCUACUCGCUGCUGCCGCCCGGCGACGCGCGCCUGCCGCUGGCCUCGCUGGUGUCCAUCAGCGCGGACACCGGGCAGCUGUUCGCGCUGAGGCCCCUGGAUUUCGAGGCGCUGCGCGCCUUCGAGUUCGGCGUGGGCGCGGCCGACGGCGGCUCGCCGGCGCUGAGCAGCCGGGCGCUGGUGCGCGUGCAGGUGCUGGACGCCAACGACAACGCGCCCGUCGUGCUGUACCCGCCGCAGAACGGCUCUGCGCCCUGCACCGAGCUGGUGCCGCGCGCGGCCGACGCGGGCUACCUGGUGACCAAGGUGGUGGCGGUGGACGGCGACUCGGGCCAGAACGCCUGGCUGUCGUACCAGCUGCUCAGGGCCACGGAGCCCGGGCUGUUCGGCGUGUGGGCGCCCAGCGGCGAGGUGCGCACGGCCCGGCAGCUGAGCGAGCGCGACGCGCCCAGGCACAGGCUGGCGGUGCUGGUGCGCGACCACGGCGAGCCGCCGCUGUCGGCCACCGUCACGCUGCACGUGCUGCUGGUGGACGGCUUCUCGCAGCCCCACCUGCCGCGGGCCGAGGCGGCGGCCGAGCAGGCGCGGGCCGAGCCGCUCACCGUGUCCUUGGUGGUGGCCCUGGCGGCGGUGUCGUCGCUCUUCCUGCUGUCGGUGCUGGGCGUCGUGGCGGCGCGGCUGUGCGCGAGGGCCCGGGCUGCGUCUGCGGGGGGCUGCUCGGCGCCCGGGGGCGGCCUUGCGGGCCACCUGGUGGACGUGAGCGGCGGCGGGACGCUGUGCCAGGCCUACCGCUAUGAGGUGUGCGUGUCGGGAGGCUCGGGGACCGGCGAGUUCAAGUUUCUGAAGCCAGCUAUGCCUCAUUUCCAGGUCCAUUCUCAUGGGUCAGAAAUAGAGGGAAACACCAACUUUAGGAGUUUCAGUAUUCAGUGACAGUAAUAGUUUUUCAUAAUUCAAAUAUUUAAAACUGAUUAUAAGUUGAAGGUAUCCCUUCCAUGCCAACCUAUUAUUGUUUAAAAUCACAGUAAACUUGCUUGAAACUUUUCUUAUAUUUUCCCAUGGUUUUAAAGAAUGGCAUUUCCGUUUCUUCAUUACUCUAACAGGAUCGGUGGUCUUAAUUCUUGCCUCUCCAAACACUGAUGUAGUCAAUAGGUCUACAAAUCCUUGUUCUGAAAUAGCUUAGGUGUGUAUUAGGAUAAAAAGAAAAACAGUGCAAAAUAACUUCUAUAAAAUCAAUUGUAUUUCUUUGAAUAUUUCUUGUUGUUUCUAAGCCAUUAGGUGUGUAAGAGCAGAAAUGCACUAACACACUAAAGGAAGCCGUAUGGUAAGGAAAGAACUGGUACAGUGAAAAUCUGGCUCUUGCUUUGCUCUCAUAGUACUUAUAUUUGAUGUCUUUUUCUCUUAAGAUGGCAUAGUAAUUGUGCUUCCUUUCAUUAAUAUACCAGCAUUAUUUUAAUGUAAUUAUUUUAAUUGCUUUCUAUUUAAUUCCACUGGUGUUAAAAAGUGGAAACGCUAAGUCGUGUUUAUCCAGUGAGAUGAAAUAACAUGGUAAUAAAAUGGGCUUUUCUUAUUUGAGAAACACUGAGCAUCUGUGACAUAAAAUGCAGUGGUCACCCAAUAUCCAUUCAUCUUCUCUAGUCACAGGUCCCAAAUUUUAUUCAGGGUAUUAGUGUGCUUAGUCAAAAGGAUACAUUUUCCCAGCCUCCUUUGCUAGAAUAACUCAUUUGACUAGGUUAUUGUGUUUGAGAUGUAUAAACAAAUGUUGUAGAUUUCCAAGAAGGCUUUUUAAAGAGUGAUGCCUCAUCUUGGAAGAACCUCUUUUUGUCCUUCUCUGACUGCUCCUUGCUACUUGGAAUGUGUAAGUCAGGGCUGGAACACAACCAGCCAUGUUGAGACAAAGCAACACUAAGGUUGGAACUAUUGGAUAAAGACAGUAUGAUAUAAACUUAAGAGAUGAGGAUCCUUGAUGAUCAUGGAGUCAUCGCACAUACUUGGAUUGCCUACUUCUGAACUUUUAGAUCCUGCAGAAACCAAUAUGAAUGAUUUAACAGUAAGAUUUUUAUGAAAAUAUUAUAUACAUUGAACUAUAUGGUGAAGUUUACAGAUCCUGUGUAUAGUUUGAUGCAACAUAUUUUAAAGCUUUUAUUUCUUGGGUUCUAAUUUAAAGGUAUAGAGUGUUUUACACUUAUUAUCUUUUUAAUCUCCAGCCAAACCCUAAGGGAGUUGGCAUAUUAUCCCCUCUUUUCCAUAUGAGAAAACUGAAGCUUAGAAAGGUUAAGUAAUUUCCUCACAGUUCUGAAGUAUCAAAAGGAACAUUUUGAAGUAUAUAUGUUAAGUCCACUUGAAUGGAAUGGCUUGGUUCCUAAUCCAUAUCCUAUAAUGGGAGGCAUUAACUGGUAGCAUCGUCUUCCUAACUAGAAGUGAAAUCCGUAUCUUCCAUGAACUGAACUGCUGUGCAAAAAUGUGACUUUUUAUCUAUAAUUUGUAUUUAUUUCUAUACUAAUGAGGCCACACUCCUCUGGACCAAUAAACCCUAAGUUCUUUGAGAAGCAGUGACCUAAGUAGGCUGCAUAGGACACCACAAUUAAUCUUCACCAUAGACAAAUCAGCCUGAUUGUCUACCUGUACAUCUCAAUAUAUCACAUUCAUUGCAGAAAUAAAUGCCUUCAAGAGGGAGUAGAGUAACCUUAUGGUUGUAUUUAUUGAAUUCCUCAUGGAAUCUUUCAUUUUUUUCUGUCCAUCCCAAUAUAUGCAUAUUUUUGUUUUCUCUAGAAAGUUUAAACUUGCCUUAUUAUAUAAUUGUUUUGUCUCUUAUUCAAAUCAGAUAUACUGCAUUUAUUUUAUCACACUUUGUUUGAAAGCAGUUAUUCUGGUAUUUUUAAAUGAAAUAACUAAUUUCAGAAAAGUGUACACAAGGAUAUGGAGGAGUUUAUAUUGGUAACUAACUUGGAGAUUCUAGAAAUUUAAUACGAAUAAAACUGAUAGGUUCCUGUUAUUUUCUGUUAAUAUUAGCCAUUCUUUGGAAACUACUCCUAAAAAUUAUGCUGAAUAAAAGAUUUGGAGUCAUAAAAGACUUUAUUCUGGAAGUACAGUUCAUUGGAGCUGAAUCAGACAUUCUUCAGCAUUUGCUGUGAUAACAUUAUUCUUGUAGAGUGAUUAAUUUCUGUUGACUUAGCUGCUAGGUGCAUGAAAUCCAUGCUCAUGUAAUGUAUUCAUUUUCUAUUACUGCUAUAAAAAGUUAC
Messenger RNA from Manis javanica (Malayan pangolin), 4846 nucleotides. Its product is annotated as protocadherin beta-13-like. The record is from RefSeq and is a predicted model, not a curated record. Gene Ontology annotation, molecular function: calcium ion binding. Gene Ontology annotation, cellular component: plasma membrane. Lineage: Eukaryota; Metazoa; Chordata; Mammalia; Pholidota; Manidae. Gene Ontology annotation, biological process: homophilic cell-cell adhesion.